Molecule: messenger RNA, 1248 nt
Organism: Dreissena polymorpha
Lineage: Eukaryota; Metazoa; Mollusca; Bivalvia; Myida; Dreissenidae
Product: neuronal acetylcholine receptor subunit alpha-7-like
Exons: 4
Coding region: 1-1248 (415 amino acids)
Biological process (GO): nervous system process; regulation of membrane potential; signal transduction
Cellular component (GO): neuron projection; synapse; membrane
Molecular function (GO): transmembrane signaling receptor activity; neurotransmitter receptor activity; extracellular ligand-gated monoatomic ion channel activity
Source: RefSeq, a predicted model, not a curated record
AUGUCAAGCUCGGUGGUUUGGCUGCUCGUUUUGAUUGGUCAUGCUAGUCACGUGAUCACACAGUCUGGAAACGAUGCAAAACGUCUCUAUGAGCAGGUGUUCGUGAAAGAAACUUACAACAAAAGGAUUCGCCCUGUCGAAAAUCAAUCAAGUGCCAUAGAUGUGUAUGUCAAUCUUCACCUUCUGUCGAUCAACGAACUAAGCGAGACAGACGAGGUUCUCACGACAACAGCGUUUCUGUCUCUGAGCUGGAAUGACACGUUUCUGAAAUGGGACCCGCACACGUUUGGGGGAAUCAAGUUCUAUCAUUGGCCCCAGGUCUUUAAAUCCACGUGUUCCAUGGAUAUCUUCUACUUCCCGUUCGACUACCAGACAUGUUACCUUAGAUUUCAGGCUUGGAGUUAUUCGAGACGACAGGUGAAUAUGGAAAGUGGCUUCAAUGAUUCCAAAGGGUUCAAUCUUGAGUACUACGAAACCAACUCCGAGUGGGACAUCGUCAACACCAGUUGGAUAGUCUAUCGAGACAAACAAGACGCUGCAAUCAACUUCAAAAUGACUCUUAAAAGAAAACCUAUGUAUUUCAUGAUGUCCGUACUCUUGCCGAUAUGUAUGUUAUCUAUUUUAAACAUCUGCGUGUUCAUGAUUCCUGUUCACUCUGGGGAGAAAGCGAGCUACGCUGUCACUGUUUUCUUAUCCUUUGCAGUAUUUUUAACAAUAGUUUCUGACACCCAUCCACAAAACUCCGAAUCAACCCCCUUAAUCACGUCUUUUCUCGUCAUACAAACAACUGUAAGCUCUCUGACAACAAUACUGGCCCUUGUAUUCUCUCGACUGGAAAGCUUUGCAGAUGCAAAAGUUCCAAGUCCACUUGUAAAACUUAUGAAACUAAUGAGUUGUCGCCCAUGUCUUUCACAUGCUCGCAAGACUAAAGGUAAUGUGGUCGAACCAACGGAGGACUCAGGAAAUGCAACGGACACGCCUAAGAAAGGACCUUCUGUAAAUGUUGAUUGGACAGAUGCUGUUAACUUUCUAGACUUUCUAUGUUUUUUACUGUUUUCGAUUCUGUUUAUUAUGUCGAUUAUAGUUUGUUUUGCCUUGGCCACUUCAAAAGGUAGAGUGUAUAACGUAGAAUUCAACUACAACAGCAAUGGCAUGUACGAGCAAUAUGACAACAACGGGCGUGACGAUAGUGCAAACACGGAUCAUUCGGGAGAUGGUGAUUGGGAUAACUCUAACGAAUACUAUUAG